UACUUCUGCUCUUUCACAUGGUGGUUUGGAGUCCUCAAGUCUGAUUGUUGGUAUUGAUGUCACCCAAGAGCAACAAGUCGACAUGCUAGACAUGUUAUGAUCUUUAUGGGCAAAACCAUUUGAUAGGAAGAACCUGCAUGGAACAACUCCAAACCCUUAUUAGCAAGCUAUUUCUAUCAUUGGAAAGACUUGAUCUGAUCUUUGAUCAUUUAAAAGUUUGUUACUUGGUCCGAUAUUUUUUUGCACCCAUCAUCGAAAGAGCCAUGACGAUUGUGGAAGAAAGUGGACCCAAUACCAUGUUCUUCUCAUAAUCACUGAUGGGUAGAUAAAGAAAGGUGUGUUGGAACUGGAACUUGAGUUCGGGUAUAAACAUUCUCAUACAUUUAUAUAGUUAAUCUUUAUUUAAUAGAAGACCAGAAGUGUUGAGGAGGAAGGCCACACCAGAAAGAAGUCACGCACUUCUUACUUCCAAGGUUUUAGAGAGUGGCCAAGUCCAAUGCCACACAACUGAUGCUGCAGAGGAUUUAUCUUAUAUUAAGUUUGAAUUAAUUGUUUAGUGUUUCCUUUGUUAUUUGAAUCGUUUUGUCCUCGGUUUGUUGUAACUUAUCUUCCUCUUCGCUAAUAACUAUUUUGGUAAAGUAAAGAGGAAUGCAGUUGUUUAGGAUUGUGCCUAUGACACAGAUAAAGGGCACACGAG
This is a messenger RNA of Eruca vesicaria subsp. sativa (arugula), 697 nucleotides long. The record is from the annotation of a GenBank genome assembly. Lineage: Eukaryota; Viridiplantae; Streptophyta; Magnoliopsida; Brassicales; Brassicaceae.